AUGAAUUCCUGCUGCUCUACAUCCUCACAAGCAUUUGGUGUUGUCAGGGUUCUGGAUUUUGACCAUUCUAAUAGUUGCUGCAAAGAGGACCAGAACUGCCAACCAAAAUGUCCUGCAGAUCAACUUACUUCAGACCUCCUGCAUCGUGGAGCCUCUUCUGUUAUACAACCAACAAAAUUUCUUGAUUUUAAAGCAGCUCGUCCUUCUCCGAUGCUUAAAGGCAUUUCACGUAAAAGAAGUAAAAUUUCCUCAUCUUCAUCAAAUAUGCCUUUUUACCCAGAUUUCCUUGAAAGAAGACGUUCUUUAUUUCCUAAAUUUCAGAAAAGCAGUAUGUCCUUUCAUUCUGUACAAAGUAGAGCUAACUUUGAUUCUGAAGAAAAAAGAAGCUUCAGUGAUUUAAAGUCGCCCUCAGAACACUUUCGCUUUAGAUCCAGAAGUAUUUUCUGUACCCCGAAACUAAGCAUAAUUUCCUGUUAUGAGAAUGCUAGUACUUUUGAUGCAAGUAGUUCAUGCAUAUUUAAUCCAAAUGAAGUUGAAAUCAUUUCUAAAAACUCGAAUAUUACUGGUGCUGAAAAAUAUAUACACUCUUAUCCUCCUGAAUGUAACACUACCUAUUUUAUGAAUUCUAAAUCAAAAAUGAAUUCCUCUGCCGGUUGGGACACUGUUGCUACCUUGCAUCAAAGCAAAGCAACCAUGCUUACUCUUCCAAGUAUUAUUUCCUAUUCCUCUGAACAACAUGGAAUUGACAAUGAUAUUCAAGAAAGAGACCAGUUAAGGAGCAAUUCUGUUUAUCCUACUUUUCAAAGUCACAGUAGAAACACUUCUCCAGCUAUGGUUCAACAGCAUCCCUCUCAAAGCGUAACAUGCCCUGUUCUCAAUAACGUUGAAUUUACUUCAUUUUAUAAAAAUGUUAGUGGCUUUGCACUACCUCAAAAUGAAGUUACCUCAGAUCCCUUUGAAGACGAAAACAAUGCUCUCUCAUUUAAAGAUGAAGACAAAUCUUCACUUAAUGAAAUUCCUAAAAUAAGGUCACCUUAGACUUUACCCUCUCUUGGAAGGGCAGCUCAAACCAGAUGCUCUCCCUGCAGGCAGAGUAUAUAUAUGGGCUGUAGAAAUCACUGCUCAGCUUUCAAGAAGUCUCCCUUGCUAAGCUUCCCUGCACUUUCUGAAAAAGAUUUCUACAUUGCAGUCUAAAUUUAACGUUAUUUUCUGUAUUUUUUAAAGAUAGUUUAUUAACAUUGGAAUAUGGAAGUCAAAGA
Molecule: messenger RNA, 1259 nt
Organism: Dama dama (fallow deer)
Lineage: Eukaryota; Metazoa; Chordata; Mammalia; Artiodactyla; Cervidae
Exons: 2
Coding region: 1-1038 (345 amino acids)
Source: RefSeq, a predicted model, not a curated record